CACCUAUAUAUCACACCUCACAAAAUCCUCCAAAAUGGGCACCCUCAGUACAUCCGCCAUCAUCGUCAUCGUCAUCGUCGCCUGCCUCGCCCUCGUCUCGCUGGGCGCCGCCCUCUUCAAGACCUACGGCGGGCCCGAGAAGGAGCGGCCCUACAACUUCUCCCGCGAGCAGGAAUCCUACAUGCGCACCGUGCGCUUAAAGAAUCUGGGCUUCUUCCAGCGCGAGUCCAUGAUGGGGUACCCCGGGGCUGGUGGCGGUGGUGGUGGGAGUGGGAAGGGCCCGGCGGCGCCGGUCGUCCAGGAUGUCGAGUCGGGAUAUUCGGAGAAUGAUUCGUCGCAUUACUAGUUUCCGUCUUUGUUGGCACGACUAUUCCGGAGGGCUCCGGAUCUCGCUUCGAUGAGGACGAUACGAUACCAUUUUGCGAAACCCUCAAAAAAAGCUAUUUGUGAAGAGCGUGGAUAUUAUAUGAAUUGACGAUUAUGGGGGUCUUUUCUUUGAUUUUCUCAAACCAUUCGGGGUUUUAUACUACCACUUCUGCUGGGUCUGAUUUUCCAGCGGUGCUGAGGGGCUGGCGUUUUGAACUUGUCUAUAUGCUUUCUAGAUUAUACCUAUCUGCCGUUCUUGUCAAUCCGACUAUUGUCUUAUAGCUAUUGGGUGUGAUUCCAUGUUCAUUGAGUUUGACGAAGACUGGCAGGUUCAAUCUCAUACCUUGUCACGUCCAAUCAUGGGAAAGUGCUCAUGCUGUGACUUCACAAGCUCAGGAAAGAAUCUCUCUUCCCCCACACCCCCAAAAUCACCCCCUCCAUUCCCUCUCCAGGAAAAUAAUAACUC
Aspergillus aculeatus ATCC 16872 is the source of this 832-nucleotide messenger RNA. RefSeq lists its product as uncharacterized. Lineage: Eukaryota; Fungi; Ascomycota; Eurotiomycetes; Eurotiales; Aspergillaceae. Bases 35 to 346 code for a protein of 103 amino acids. The transcript is spliced from 2 exons. The record is from RefSeq and is a predicted model, not a curated record.